This is a messenger RNA of Sciurus carolinensis (gray squirrel), 2986 nucleotides long. RefSeq names its product dehydrogenase/reductase 9 (gene Dhrs9). The coding region runs from base 190 to 1149 and encodes 319 amino acids. The transcript has 5 exons. Lineage: Eukaryota; Metazoa; Chordata; Mammalia; Rodentia; Sciuridae. The record is from RefSeq and is a predicted model, not a curated record.
CGACGGAAGCCCAAGCUACCAGGAGGAUCAGCUUGGUCAGGGUGCACUUCCUUCCCUGUGCACAGCAGGAAGACUGCAUUCGCCUGAGCAACUCACCAGCAGCUUCUGCCUUCCGAUUCAACUGCAAUAAGGAUACCAUCUUCUUUUGUUGUACAAGAAAGAAGUGUCUCAUCACAUACAAGGAAAAAAAUGCUUUUUGGGGUGUUAGCCCUCCUAAUCCUCUGUGCUUUUCUAUGGAAUUAUAAAGGACAACUAAAGAUUGCAGACAUCACCGAUAAGUACAUUUUCAUCACUGGGUGUGACUCGGGCUUUGGAAACUUGGCAGCCAGAACGUUUGAUAAAAAAGGAUUUCAUGUAAUUGCUGCCUGUCUGACUGAAUCAGGGUCGACAGCUUUAAAGGCAGAAACCUCAGAGAGACUUCACACAGUGCUUCUGGAUGUAACUGACCCUAAGAAUGUCAAGAGGAUUGCCCAGUGGGUGAAGAACCAAGUUGGGGAAAAAGGUCUCUGGGGUCUGAUCAACAAUGCCGGUGUUCUUGGGGUGCUUGCUCCCACCGACUGGCUGACAGUGGAGGACUACAGAGAACCUAUUGAAGUGAACCUGCUUGGACUCAUCGACGUGACUUUAAAUAUGCUUCCCUUGCUCAAAAAAGCUCGAGGGAGGAUUGUCAACGUCUCCAGCAUUGGAGGUCGGCUUGCAUUUGGUGGAGGCGGGUAUACUCCAUCCAAAUAUGGAGUGGAAGGCUUCAAUGACUGCUUAAGACGGGAUAUGAAAGUUUUUGGAGUGCACGUCUCAUGCAUUGAACCAGGAUUCUUCAAAACGGAAUUGUCAGAUCCAAUAAAGGCAACUGAAAGAAAGCUUGCCAUUUGGAAACAUCUGUCUCCAGACAUCAAAGAACAAUAUGGAGAAGGUUACAUUGAAAAAAGUCUAGACAAAUUGCAAAGCACUACAACCUGGGUGAACCUGGACCUCUCUCUGGUGGUCGAGUGCAUGGACCAUGCUCUGACAAGUCUCUUUCCAAAGACUCGCUAUGCUGCUGGAAAAGAUGCCAAGACUUUUUGGAUUCCUCUUUCUCACAUGCCAGCAGUUUUGCAAGACUUUUUAUUGUUGAAAGAGAAAGUACAACUGGCUAAUCCCAAGGCCGUGUGACUCAGCUGAUCAGCAAUACCCUUGGGGUAUGAGAUUAGCCGAAUUCACAGUCACAUCUACUUUUCAAUCUCAUUCCUUACCUAAUCCAACCUGAACUCAUUUAAACCAGGAUUGUUUGUAGAAAAGUAGUCUUACCAUCAUCAGUAGUGUCCCAGGGUUCCUUCUUUAGCCAGAAGGACAGAGAUGGCACAUCACAUAGGCAAAAAAUAAUACCGAGGCUUUGCCUGCUGGGUAGGAUCUAAGAGAAAUUGGAAGAUUUCCUCCAAAAUAAUGUACACCACUGCUUUCCCAUGCUUAUUGAGUAAUCUGAAUGUCAAAUACUAUCUCCAACUAGAAUGCUUUUAUAAGUGGGUUAAAAGUGUUCUGUUAUUUGCUGAAAAGAAGACUAAAGGAUUGGAACUCAGCUCUUAUCAGCUUGGAUGGGAACCAGAAAGGAAGAGAGAAUGAAGCAUUAUGUGGCCUUGGUAUCCCUGGUAUAAGUAAAGGUCAUUGGAAAAACAGUAGGUAGACCUGCAAGUAGAAAAGAUGAAAAAGACUGGAAAGGAAGUAAGAAACUGUGAUAAAGAAUGCAAAGAGUGAUGGGGAGACUGUAGAGUAACUCUUGUUCCAGAAGGAACCUUUGAGGAUGGAUGACCUAUUGAAGGCCAUUGUUGAUCACUGAUGCACACAACUUUCUGGUGGAAAAGUGGGGAUUGCAAAGUAACCAAUCAGUCCAAAGAAGAAAAAUAUAGGUGAUUCAUGUUUAUUCUGGUAAUUAUCAAAAUAACAAGACCCAGAAUAUCUGGUACAACUUACUGAAGCCCAAGAAGACAGAACUAAAGUGAAAGGCUCUUCAGCCUACAGUUACAGUGAGAUUAUAGCAUCUUGCCACAUCCAUGGUUCUAAAUUGGGUUGACUAUGGGUCAGCACCACACCCAGAAGAAAUUGUUCCCUAAACAGAUGUUUCCCAGAUUUCAUUCCCAGUACCACUUGUUGAAUAUUUACAUGAAGAAGUCUGGAGUGGCAAAAUUCAACAUUUUCUUUGCAGAAUAAUAUGAUGUGAAAGGGCCAGAAAAAUGUGCCAAUGCACACACACCUGCCUAACUUGUUUUAAAGAAAAUAUUUAACAUCUGCUUUAGACCAUUUGAGGGUGACAGCGAUUCUAUUCAUUUAUUCAACUUUCUGGGAACAUCUGCACCUGUGAUCAUUUCUUCUUUUUUUUUAAGUGUGCAACAAAUAACUACUGAAAAAUACAAUUACCAGUGAUGUCAGUCCACCUGAACAUGUAUGUUAAAAUUUUGAGGGAAGAUGUGCCCAUCCUUUUUGCAUCAAAAUUAAAAAUCACAACAAGAAUGAGAUAGAAUUCCCAAAGUUGGUUAAACUAUCAUUACCAUCUACCUGUGAAGUCAUCCCCUGCCCCAGAGACAGUUCAUCUGUAGAUUUCUGAUUUCUCCUGGUUUCAGUUAACCACCUCACAGUCUAUCCAUGGAGCUGAUGUUCACCAAUAUUGUUUUCUACAGCCCCUUAUCCUGACUUUGAAUUUAUAGCUCUUGGAUUCAUUUCAGUGCCUUAAAAUUUGUCACAUGCUGUUCCCUGAUUUCCCAGACCUCCCAGAGUUACCAAGAAUUUAAGAAUGUGAAGGAGCCUCCUCUACUGAACUUCCCACCAUUCCAGUCACACUGUUGGACCAACCUAAUUGUGUUAUUUCCUUUGUUUUGCCUAGACUUGAGUUGUUUACUCAUUUAUUCUAAGAGUUACAAUUUGCCAACUCCUUGUUUCAUCCACCAAAAACUUUUCUCCUUAAAAGUGUCACCAAACCUGAUGUCACUCCAAAAUAAAGCCAAGUAUAUUUACCCAA